UGCUUAUAUAUUAUAGGCUUUUCUAUUUAAAAUUCUCAUUCAUUCAUUCAAAAAGCCUAUAAACUUUCAGUCCUUACAUUUUUUGGUAAUAAGCAAAUAGAACUGGUCUGGGCAGUUCAUCUAAACUAAAGAUGAUAUACCUAAAAGUUGAUACUUAAUGACCAGUCACCAGAAUCUUUUUUUGCCCUUAAUUACCCUCUAUUAAAAUAUCUUUUUUUAUAUUAUAACCAGUCUAAUUUAUAAAAUAUAUUUAUAAAAGAUAAACUAUUUCCAGUAACAUUUAUUUAAACGGUGAUUCAUCCAUUACCUCAAAUCAUUCAACACAAAAAUGUAACAAACAACUUAAAAGGAAGAUAUAGAAAAACAUGCCUUCGACGAGUGCCUUGAACAGUACCUUGAACGGUGCAAUUGAUAAACUGCCCUCAGUGUCAGUUUUUAUCAGAACUCUAAUCUUUAUUUUUACAUAGAUUAAAGAUAAUAAUGAGUUUUAUAAACCUGCAAUAAACAAUACGCGUAUCAAUGCCCCGGAAGCAGCUUGUUGCUGACGCAUUAAUCCAAGCUUCCCUGAAUUGAACCGUCGGCACAAAUGUUGAUUAGAGCAAAUGUUUCUUUAUCCCUGCUUCAAUCUGGGUUAUGGUGUGUCUCAAGCAACACAAAUAUGGCUAAACAGAAUUAACAGAAAUGUUCCUUGCGGAAGUGAAACCUUCACGCAGGCGUGGCUGUUUGUUAUUGAGUCGGCUCACGAAAGACCGCCAAGCAUUUUGUUUCACUCAACCCAGGUCAAAACGUGUAGACCCAUAUCCUGAGGUGGGUCUCAAGGACUUGGGUUAACCCGGGUACGACCCAGGUACAUGGUUUCACACUACGCAGAAUUAUGACCAGAGUAGCCAAAAUCCAGUUUUUUUUUAAUAGAUUUCCUGUCUCUGGUACCGAUUCCUGAACAGUAUAGGUAUUAUAACUAUGUCUUGGAAUCUAGGCAUUUGAUAGAUUAUAUUAUAUAUGCAAGCUGUGUUUAUUUAUUUUUUCUUUGGCUUGUUUUUAGUGGUUUUGUGUGUUUUGUUCUUCAAUAUAAUGUAAAAAAAAAGGUUGUUCAUAAGAAGCCCAUAAUGUUUGCAUGAAAGACAAUAAAAAACAUUCUCAGUUCUUGUGCAUUAUAUUUUGCUAAUAAACAUUGUCAGUUGGUUAACCCGGUCUUCUUUCAUGGGUUGACGUUGCUCUGUGGAAAUGUCCAUAUGAAGAAACACUUAUUUCAGCAUCCACAGAAUUGGUAACAACUGACAAAUACAUUUUAGCCUUUCUUGCCAAAUUGGGAAAUAGUUUUUCUGCAUGUCUCCAAAAUUUGGUAAAAAAUUCCACUAUCGUUUUCUUUUGCAUAUACCAUAGUUGAUAUCCCUCCAUUUCUUAUUUACAGUAAGCAUCAAACCCUGGAAUACAGUCUAAUGGGAGGGGUUCUUUAUCCAAACUACAAACAUGUUGUGGGUCUAAAAUCCUUUCUGCCUUCAAAAACUUGUGAGCUGGUUAAAUAAAAUGUGGUUUUACUCUGCAUUGAUCAGGGUUGUAGUAACUCAUCAAUUUUUCAAAAACUUAGAAAGUUUUAACAACACACUGUCUGCCAUCUGUGCUGUGCAACUCUUAUGCCAGUGCUCGGUAGUAUUUAUUCAUUCUGCAACUUUAUUGUACGUUUGAUGAAUUCUAACAUUACGGCUUUCAAAAUAAGUUAUACCCAUCAGUGUGCAGCACACCAGGUGGAUAUUGCUGCAAGCGAUCUCAAAGAAAUGCAUUUUGAGUUUGUUGGUGCAUCUAUUUGUUCUAAAACAGCAAGUCUCGAGCUAUCACCAGUGAUGGAAUCCAAGUUUUCGGACUGCAGUAAUAUAGAUUAUCAGUGUCGUGUAACAGACAACUUUAGUCCUUAUACAUCUUCAGCUUCUUGUUCUUCACUACUGAAGUAUCCUACAAAAGAGAAUUUACAAACAAAUCAUCCAUGGGAAUCUUUCUGCAAUGAGAAAGAACAAACUCAGUUUAUGCCCUUUUCCCAUCCAAGAGGCAAUAGCACAGCUGCUUUCUGGAUGCCAGUUUCAAAUGGGACACAACAGACCCAUCAGCAGCAAAGCACAUUGCAGUUUGGAAGUACAUUGGAAAAACCAAAGGUCAUUUUGCAGAAGAAACAUAUGGAUCACUCAUCCUUUUUAAACACACACGGUGACACUGUUGUAAGCAGCGAAACAGGACAAGAAGUAACCAGUUCUGGAAUUCAGCGUGAAUAUAUUAAGUACCACAAAACAGUACUAGAAGAUCGAAAUAAGAGCUCCAAUUUUCUUAACAUAGAAACACAACAAUCCCAGAGUUUUUACUGUAAAAAUGACAAGAAAAACCGUAAUGAGAAAAGUAGAGUAAAUAAAUUCAGUAGUAAUGCUGGCGUUUUGAGUCAGGUCAAAGACACAAUUAGAAAAGAUUCAGUUGCUGAGUGCAAAGACAAAUUUCAAGACAGAAAACUAAAAAUGAUUUUCACUGACCCAGAGCAGGUUUUCUUUACAAGGUCAAGAAGGUCUGAUGAAGCAAAUGAAAAUAUUUUGCAAAUGAAAGAGAGCCCAUGCAGCUUGAAAGAAAAGAAAGAGAAAGCGAUAGGUUCAGAGAAUUAUAAACAAAAGAUAAACUUUGAAGGAAGUACUCAACUGGAUUCAAGAAUCAGUAGAAGGGAUGUUGCAGAAACAAGAUGUAGUUCCUCAGAGUUCUUUCUCUUAGAGGCCCCAAACAGACAGGAGUCUGAACAAAUACUCAAUUAUUCAUUUUUGAGCAAUGAAUCUCCUACCUAUUCCCCCAGGGAAAGCUGUUUCAGUACAAAUUCUGAUUCAGAUGAACAUGGUCAAAACUUGCAACGAGAAGGACAGGAUGAAUGCAACAUUCAAGAAGCUUAUGAUAUUUUCCUUUCACAACAUACUGCAAUUACACUUGCAUUGUUCAAGUGCUUAUACAACUUCUGUCUUUUCCAGUCAGAUGAAGAUGGUCAAAACGUGCAACGAGAAGGACAGGAUGAAUGCAACAUUCAAGAAGCUUAUGGUAAAGCCAUACCUGCAACAGCCUUCAGCACCAAAAGUGAUCAAUUGAAGACAAAUUCAAGGGCUAAUGAAACAGAUGACCUUCAUACACAUGAGAAAAAAUCCAGCAGCAGAAUCAGGAACAACGAGGAUCAAGAUCAGUUUGUUCCUUUACAAGUAAAAUGUAGAUUACAAUCUUCUAGUAAUGACCAAAUUAGGAAUGUUGGGACACAAACUGACAUUGUUUUGAUAUUUUCUGGCAAAUCAGACAUAGCUACACAAUGCAACCUAGUGAACGACAAUGUGUUUGUUUCUGAACAAAAUCACAAUAAUGAUAAACCUAAUGUGACCACCAGGAGGCAGACUAGUCCAAUAAAUAACACCUCAGAGCCAAGAAAUUCAAGCGUAGGGCCAAAAAAACACUCUGAAACAGAGUAUCUUUGUAUAAAUAACUUCACAGCUGGAGGAAAGCAAAAUAACAGUAGUUCAAGACUGAAGUCGAAAAAAAACUUUGAGAGCAAGAGUGAAACCAACACUGGAAAUUGUGUAAACUUUGAUUGUGGUAUACCAACAAGACCAAGAAACAGCAAAACAAAAGAACAUUUGGAUUCCCAGAAAAUGAGCCUGUUUGUCGGAAAUUAUGAAACAAAGAAUGUGUCCUGCAUUCAGACAGUACCAAGAGGGUUGGAUGGAGACACCAGCAAUUUGGAAGGCAAUGUGAAUGAACCAGGAUUGAAUAGCCAACAUUUUUAUGGUGAAAACCUAACAUCUGAUUAUGAUAGGAUUACGAAUGGAAAACUGACUGAGCAAAUCCAACCCGAGACCAAGGUUAAAAGGAACUCAGAAGAGACAAAGACACUCCAUGAAAUAGCAGAUAUUUUGCUGAUGCUGGGGCAUAAAAAAUAGAUACAGCUGGAGGAAAUUAGUAAAUUGUUGAUUGGUCAUUCUCUCAUCUGUUGACAGGUGUCUGGUAUUAAAGUUGGAGACAGCUCUGCUAGGUAAUUAGAUUAUAUUUAUUUACCAUUUACAUAGUCAAGUGAUUGCAUUUAAUGAAUAUAUGU
Molecule: messenger RNA, 4096 nt
Organism: Acipenser ruthenus (sterlet)
Lineage: Eukaryota; Metazoa; Chordata; Actinopteri; Acipenseriformes; Acipenseridae
Exons: 11
Coding region: 1635-3941 (768 amino acids)
Source: RefSeq, a predicted model, not a curated record